UUUGUGGUUAUGUUCCUCAACUGUCACCUGUCAAUAAUAAAAUGUCAGACUUGUCAAACUUUCCAUUUCCGAUAAACCUUCAACAUAAACAAUAAAACCGGAUGAAAAAACCAUUUCCAGUCGAAUGAGGUAAGCCCCCCGUGUGAUCCCAGAGCAGCCCUUAACGCCCUAACUGUGCAGAAAUGGCCCAUUCUGGCGUCGUCCCAGCUGGCAAGCGAAAAGAAAUUUACAAAUACAUAGCACCAUGGCCGCUGUUCAGCAUGAACUGGUCUGUGCGCCCCGACAAACGCUUCCGGUUGGCUCUGGGGAGUUUCGUCGAAGAAUACAACAACAAAGUACAAAUCGUGUCUUUAGAUGAAGACAGUAGUGAAUUCUCGCCCAAAAGUACGUUUGACCAUCCAUAUCCCACCACGAAAAUCAUGUGGAUACCGGACAGUAAAGGAGUUUACCCAGAUUUAUUAGCGACCAGUGGAGAUUAUUUGCGGGUGUGGCGCGCUGGCGAACCCGACACUCGUCUCGAAUGCGUCUUAAACAAUAACAAAAACUCCGACUUUUGCGCCCCCUUGACGAGUUUCGACUGGAAUGAAGUAGAUCCAAAUCUUGUUGGAACCUCAUCGAUAGACACCACGUGCACAAUUUGGGGUCUGGAAACGGGCCAGAUCAUCGGACGCGUUAAUCUAGUUUCCGGACAUGUUAAAACCCAACUAAUCGCCCAUGACAAGGAAGUCUAUGACAUCGCUUUCUCUCGAGCUGGAGGAGGCCGAGACAUGUUUGCCUCAGUAGGAGCCGACGGUUCCGUUCGGAUGUUUGAUUUGAGACACCUGGAGCACUCUACUAUCAUUUACGAAGAUCCAGCUCAUACUCCUCUUUUGAGAUUGGCAUGGAAUAAACAAGACCCUAAUUAUUUGGCUACGAUCGCCAUGGAUGCCUGUGAAGUCAUUAUUUUGGAUGUGAGGGUUCCAUGUACACCUGUGGCCAGAUUGAAUAACCACAGAGCGUGUGUUAAUGGAAUUGCAUGGGCCCCACACUCAAGUUGUCACAUUUGUACAGCUGGAGAUGAUCAUCAAGCUUUAAUAUGGGAUAUUCAACAGAUGCCAAGGGCUAUUGAAGAUCCUAUUUUAGCAUACACAGCUGCCGAAGGAGAGGUUAAUCAGAUACAGUGGGGGGCCACGCAGCCGGAUUGGAUCGCUAUUUGUUAUAAUAAGUGUUUAGAAAUACUAAGGGUUUAAAAACAA
Molecule: messenger RNA, 1235 nt
Organism: Zophobas morio
Lineage: Eukaryota; Metazoa; Arthropoda; Insecta; Coleoptera; Tenebrionidae
Gene: wap
Product: wings apart
Exons: 3
Coding region: 183-1229 (348 amino acids)
Cellular component (GO): nucleus
Molecular function (GO): protein binding
Source: RefSeq, a predicted model, not a curated record